This is a messenger RNA of Mus pahari (shrew mouse), 5048 nucleotides long. RefSeq names its product WRN RecQ like helicase (gene Wrn). The record is from RefSeq and is a predicted model, not a curated record. Gene Ontology annotation, molecular function: ATP binding; nucleic acid binding; 3'-5' DNA helicase activity. Gene Ontology annotation, biological process: double-strand break repair via homologous recombination; DNA replication; telomere maintenance. The coding region runs from base 184 to 4389 and encodes 1401 amino acids. Gene Ontology annotation, cellular component: cytoplasm; chromosome; nucleoplasm. Lineage: Eukaryota; Metazoa; Chordata; Mammalia; Rodentia; Muridae. The transcript has 34 exons.
GGCAGUCUCCAGACCAGAAGUGCACCGAGGCGCCCGUUGGUAUAAAGUUAGUAAAUGUGAGGCCUCACCCGAUGCCUGGGUCGUGGGCUUUGGUUCUCAGUCCUCCAUAAAUCAUCCUGCUGGAGGAGAAGACCCUUAGAUCUGGCUCUUCUCAGGGGCAUCUUAAAGACAAAUGAAAAUAAAAUGGAAACCACUUCAUUGCAGCGGAAAUUUCCAGAAUGGAUGUCUAUGCAGAAUAGAAGAUGUGCUACAGAAGAAAAGGCAUGUGUCCAGAAGAGUGUUCUUGAAGAUAACCUCCCAUUCUUAGAAUUCCCUGGAUCUAUCGUGUACAGUUAUGAAGCUAGUGAUUGUUCAUUCCUGUCUGAAGACAUUUGCAUGCGUCUGUCUGAUGGCGAUGUGGUGGGAUUUGACAUGGAAUGGCCGCCCAUAUACAAGCCAGGGAAACGAAGCAGAGUCGCAGUGAUCCAGUUGUGUGUGUCUGAGAGCAAAUGUUACUUGUUUCACAUUUCUUCCAUGUCAGUUUUCCCCCAGGGAUUAAAAAUGUUACUGGAAAACAAAUCAAUUAAGAAGGCAGGUGUGGGGAUUGAAGGGGACCAGUGGAAACUUCUGCGUGAUUUUGAUGUCAAGUUGGAGAGUUUUGUGGAGCUGACAGAUGUUGCCAAUGAAAGGUUGAAGUGCGCAGAGACCUGGAGCCUCAAUGGUCUGGUUAAACAUGUCUUAGGGAAACAACUUUUGAAAGACAAGUCCAUCCGCUGCAGCAAUUGGAGUAAUUUCCCCCUCACUGAGGACCAGAAACUGUACGCAGCUACUGAUGCUUAUGCUGGUCUCAUCAUCUAUCAAAAAUUAGGAAAUUUGGGUGAUACUGCACAAGUGUUUGCUCUAAAUAAAGCAGAGGAAAACCUACCCCUGGAGAUGAAGAAACAGUUGAAUUCAAUCUCUGAAGAAAUGAGGGAUCUAGCCGACCGUUUUCCUGUCACUUGCAGAAAUUUGGAAACUCUACAGAGGGUUCCUGUAAUAUUGAAGAGUAUUUCAGAAAAUCUCUGUUCUUUGAGAAAGGUGAUCUGUGGUCCUACAAACAUUGAGAUUAGACCGAAGCCAGGCAGUAGUUUUAAUUUACUGUCAUCAGAGGAUUCAGCUGCUGUUGGAGAAAAAGAGACACAGAUUGGAGAACAAAGUACUUUUGCUAAAAUUAAAGAAGAACCAUGGGACCCAGAACUUGACAGUUUAGUGAAGCAAGAGGAGGUUGAUGUAUUUAGAAAUCAAGUGAAGCAAGAAAAAGGUGAAUCUGAAAAUGAAGUAGAAGACAAUCUGUUGAGAGAAGAUAUGGAAAGAACUUUUUUGAUGCCUAGUAUUUCAGAAUAUGAACUCCAAGAUUUGGAACAGCAAGCUAAAGAAGAAAAUUAUAAUGAUGUUUCUCACCAAUUUUCUGAGCAUUUAUCUACCAUUGAUGAUGAAAAUGACUCCUCCUAUAUAAUUGAAAGUGAUGAAGAUUUAGAAAUGGAGAUGCUGAAGUCUUUAGAAAACCUAAAUAGUGACGUGGUGGAACCUACUCACUCUAAAUGGUUGGAAAUGGGAAGCAAUGGGCGUCUUCCUCCUGAGGAGGAAGCUGGAGACAGAAAUGAAGCCAUCAAAGUGGAGCAGGAAGAAGAGGACCAUUUAUUGCCGGAACCAAACGCAAAGCAAAUUAAUUGCCUCAAGACCUAUUUCGGACACAGCAGUUUUAAACCGGUUCAGUGGAAAGUCAUCCAUUCUGUAUUAGAAGAAAGAAGAGAUAAUGUUGUUGUCAUGGCAACUGGAUAUGGGAAGAGUCUGUGCUUCCAGUAUCCGCCUGUUUAUACGGGCAAGAUUGGCAUUGUCAUUUCACCUCUCAUUUCCCUAAUGGAAGACCAGGUCCUCCAGCUUGAACUGUCCAAUGUUCCAGCCUGUUUACUUGGAUCUGCACAAUCAAAAAAUAUUCUAGGAGAUAUUAAAUUAGGUAAAUAUAGGAUCAUCUACAUAACUCCAGAGUUCUGUUCUGGUAACUUGGACCUACUCCAGCAACUUGACUCUAGUAUUGGCAUCACGCUCCUUGCUGUGGAUGAGGCUCACUGCAUUUCAGAGUGGGGCCAUGAUUUUAGAAGUUCAUUCAGGACGCUGGGCUCCAUUAAAACAGCACUCCCAUUGGUUCCAGUCAUUGCACUCUCCGCUACUGCAAGCUCUUCGAUCCGGGAAGACAUUAUAAGCUGCUUAAACUUGAAAGACCCUCAGAUCACCUGCACUGGAUUUGAUCGGCCAAAUCUAUACUUAGAAGUUGGACGAAAAACAGGGAACAUCCUUCAGGAUCUAAAACCAUUUCUCGUCCGAAAGGCAAGUUCUGCCUGGGAAUUCGAAGGUCCAACCAUCAUCUAUUGUCCUUCAAGAAAAAUUACAGAGCAAGUUACUGCUGAACUUGGGAAACUGAACUUAGCCUGUAGAACAUACCACGCCGGCAUGAAAAUUAACGAAAGGAAGGACAUUCAUCAUAGCUUCCUGAGAGAUGAAAUUCAGUGUGUCGUAGCUACUGUUGCUUUUGGAAUGGGCAUUAAUAAAGCUGACAUUCGCAAAGUUAUUCAUUAUGGUGCCCCUAAGGAAAUGGAAUCCUAUUACCAGGAAAUUGGUAGAGCUGGCCGGGAUGGACUUCCGAGUUCCUGUCACUUGCUAUGGGCUCCAGCAGAUUUUAACACAUCCAGGAGUCACCUUAAUGAGAUUCACAAUGAAAAGUUCCGGUUAUAUAAAUUAAAGAUGAUGGUAAAGAUGGAAAAAUACCUUCAUUCCAGUCAGUGUAGGCGACAAAUCAUCUUGUCCCAUUUUGAGGACAAAUGUCUACAGAAGGCCUCCUUGGACAUUAUGGGAACAGAAAAAUGCUGUGAUAAUUGCAGGCCCAGACUGAAUCAUUGCCUUACUGCUAACAACUCAGAGGACACAUCCCAAGACUUUGGGCCACAAGCAUUCCAGCUACUGUCUGCUGUGGACGUCCUGCAGGAGAAAUUUGGAAUUGGGAUUCCGAUUUUAUUUCUCCGAGGAUCUAAUUCUCAGCGUCUUCCUGAUAACUAUCGUGGUCACAGGCUCUUUGGUGCUGGAAAGGAGCAAGCAGAGAGUUGGUGGAAGGCCCUUUCUCACCAUCUCAUAGCUGAAGGAUUCUUGGUAGAAGUUCCCAAGCAAAACAAAUUUAUAAAGACUUGUUCCCUUACAAAAAAGGGUAGAAAGUGGCUUGGUGAAGCCAGUCUGCAGUCUCCUCCCAGCCUUCUCCUUCAAGCUAGUGAAGAGGUGCUUCCGAGGAAGGUUCUGCUACCAAGUUCUAAUCCUGUAGCUUCAGAAAUGAUGCAGCAUUCCUCUAAUCAAAACCCAGCUGGAUUAACUACCGAGCAGUCUAAUUCGGAGAGAACGUAUUCUUACAAAGUGCCUGAGAAAUUUUCUUCUGGGACUAACAUUCCUAAAAAAAGUGCCGUGAUACCGUCAUCAGGAACAUCUUCCAGCUCCUCAGAACCUGCCAUUUCAGCCCAAGAGCUGGACGCUCGGACUGCGUUAUAUGCCAGGUUGGUGGAAGCAAGGCAGAAACACGCUAAUAAGAUGGAUGUACCUCCAGCUAUUUUAGCAACAAACAAGGUUCUGCUGGACAUGGCCAGAAUGAGACCGACGACUGUUGAAAACAUGAAACAGAUCGACGGUGUCUCUGAAGGCAAAGCUGCUCUGUUGGCCCCUCUGUUGGAAGUCAUCAAACAGUUCUGUCAAGUAAAUAGUGUUCAGACAGACCUCCUUUCCAGUGCCAAACCUCACAAGGAACAGGAGAAAAGUCAGGAGAUGGAAAAGAAAGACUGCUCACUCCCCCAGUCUGCGGCCGUCACGUACACUCUAUUCCAGGAAAAGAAAAUGUCCUUACACAGCAUAGCUGAGAACAGACUUCUGCCUCUCACAGCAGUCGGCAUGCACUUAGCCCAGGCGGUGAAAGCCGGCUACCCUCUGGAUAUGGAGCGAGCCGGCCUGACCCCAGAGGCUCGGAAGAUUAUUACGGAUGUUAUCCGAAACCCUCCCAUCAACUCAGAUAUGUAUAAAGUUAAACUCAUCAGAAUGUUAGUUCCUGAAAAUAUUGACACAUACCUCAUCCACAUGGUGAUUGAGAUCCUUGAGAGCGGUUCCAACAGCAGAACCCAGCCUCCCUGUGAUUCCAACAGGAAGAGGUGUUUCCCCAGCUCUGCAGAGAGUUGUGGGAGCUUUAAGAAGAGCAAAGAGGUGGUCACCGAGACCAAGGCAUCAUCUGUAGUAUCAAAGAGAAAAUUACCUGAGUGGUUUGCCAAAGGAAAUGUGCCCUCAGCUGAUGCCGGCAGCUCAUCAUCAAUGGCCAAGACCAAAAAGAAAGGUCUCUUUAGUUAAGAUGACAACUACGGAACAAAUUUUUGUGUCCUACAUCUUCAUUCCUACAAAGAAUGAAAAGAAAUAUUCUAACCUCAAAAUUAUUUAAAGCCCAAAGUAAAACUCACCUAAACGCUGAGCCACUAGAGUCUUUAAUUGUCUGUUGGCAGUUGAGGUAAAGUAUCUGAACCUUCUACAGCCCGGAGUGCAGCAUAGAGUGUGAAGUCGGCUUCCUUUCCAAUUGCCUUCCGAACCCUUGUCACUGUCAGGUUGCAGUCUCUCUCUUCUUGUGUGGGGGAAAUGGAGGAUGUGUCACUUUGACAUAGAUAGCAGAUUAGUAGUUGCAUAGGGACAGAUAUGAAGAAGUCUUCCAUUGACGAGAUGCUGUCCUGUGAGUUUAAGACCACAGCCGGCCUUUGCUUUCUUAUGCAGAUGCCUGUAUGUGCACUGACUGACAGACAGUACCAGUGAGACAUCAGCUUCCAUUCAAAUAGGGAAAGUGGUGAAAGGACUCCAGUUACAGAGACAACUAAAUUCUAUGCAUUUUCUACAGAGUUUUUAUUAUUUCUCAAUCAAAAGUGUUCUUUGUACCCAAUAGUAAAUAUACUACAUUUUCAUUUUUUAAAUUAUUGUGAGUGCCUUCAAUAUUUGAAGAUGCCAAUUUUUUUUACAGUGAUUGA